UAUAUUGAAAAAAAAGCGAUAGUUAUUCGUUCUUCAGUGAUUUUCUACAAGAAACAGUUUAUUGGUGUCAAUAUUUGAGUUAAUUAUAUCUCAGGUGGAGAUGAAGGUUCACAUAUUGUUAGGCAUAACUUGCCUAUUAGCAUUGGCUCUGGCAGCCAAGGAUGACAAAAAGGAGAAAGAGGAUGUUGGCACUGUUAUUGGAAUUGAUUUAGGAACCACAUAUUCUUGUGUUGGUGUAUACAGAAACGGUAGGGUAGAAAUAAUUGCCAACGACCAAGGUAACAGAAUCACCCCAUCUUACGUGGCUUUCACUGCCGAUGGCGAGCGUCUCAUCGGAGAUGCGGCCAAGAAUCAACUUACAACAAAUCCAGAAAACACAGUCUUCGACGCCAAACGUCUGAUUGGUAGAGAUUGGACGGAUUCAGCUGUGCAGCACGACAUCAAGUUCUUCCCCUUCAAGGUUAUCGAGAAGAACUCCAAACCCCACAUUAAGGUCGACACCAACCAAGGAGAAAAAGUAUUCGCCCCCGAAGAGAUAUCCGCCAUGGUCCUCGGCAAGAUGAAGGAAACCGCCGAAGCCUACCUCGGCAAGAAAGUAACCCACGCCGUAGUCACCGUACCAGCCUACUUCAACGACGCCCAACGUCAGGCCACCAAGGACGCCGGUACCAUAGCCGGUCUCAAGGUCAUGAGGAUCCUCAACGAACCAACGGCCGCCGCCAUCGCCUACGGCCUGGACAAGAAGGACGGCGAGAAGAACAUCCUAGUCUUCGACCUGGGCGGCGGUACCUUCGACGUCUCCCUCCUGACCAUCGACACCGGCGUCUUCGAGGUCGUGUCUACCAACGGAGACACCCACUUGGGAGGUGAAGAUUUCGACCAGAGGGUGAUGGACCACUUCAUCAAGCUGUACAAGAAGAAGAAGGGCAAGGACAUCAGGAAGGACAACAGGGCGGUGCAGAAGUUGCGUCGUGAGGUAGAGAAGGCGAAGAGGGCGCUGUCGGCCAGCCACCAGGUCAGGAUCGAGAUUGAGUCGUUCUUCGAAGGGGAGGACUUCUCCGAGACCCUGACCAGGGCCAAGUUCGAGGAGUUGAACAUGGAUCUCUUCCGCGCCACCAUGAAACCUGUACAGAAGGUACUAGAAGACGCAGACAUGAAGAAGAAGGACAUAGAUGAGAUUGUGCUGGUCGGUGGAUCUACCCGUAUCCCCAAGGUGCAACAGUUGGUCAAGGACUUCUUCGGCGGCAAAGAACCAUCCAGGGGAAUCAACCCCGACGAGGCUGUAGCCUACGGAGCCGCCGUACAAGCCGGAGUUCUGUCCGGAGACCAAGACACCGACGCCAUCGUCUUGUUGGACGUCAACCCCCUCACCAUGGGUAUCGAGACCGUCGGGGGCGUUAUGACCAAAUUGAUCCCUAGAAACACCGUCAUACCCACCAAGAAAUCCCAGAUCUUCUCCACAGCUUCCGACAAUCAACACACCGUCACCAUCCAAGUCUACGAGGGUGAACGUCCGAUGACCAAGGACAACCAUCUUCUGGGCAAAUUCGAUUUGACCGGCAUCCCACCAGCUCCACGUGGAGUACCUCAGAUCGAGGUCACCUUCGAGAUCGACGCCAACGGUAUACUCCAAGUAUCCGCCGAGGAUAAGGGAACCGGGAACAAGGAAAAGAUCGUCAUCACCAACGACCAAAACAGGCUGACACCCGAAGACAUCGACAGGAUGAUCAAAGACGCCGAGAUCUUCGCCAAUGAUGACAAGAAGUUAAAAGAACGCGUCGAAGCUAGGAACGAAUUGGAAAGUUACGCUUACUCCCUGAAAAACCAACUAGGGGAUAAGGAAAAGUUGGGAUCAAAGAUAACCGGUGACGAGAAGACCAAGAUGGAGGAGGCCAUCGAGGAGAAGAUCAAGUGGUUGGAGGAGAACCAAGAUUCCGAAGCCGAAGACUAUAAGAAACAAAAGAAGGAAUUAGAAGAUGUAGUGCAACCAAUUAUAGCGAAAUUGUACCAAGGUUCCGGUGGUCCACCACCGCCGACAGGUGGCAGUGACGACGAUGAAGACCUCAAGGACGAGUUGUAGGAGAAUAUUCAAAGACUGAUUUACUUUCAGCGUUUUCAGAAAAUGUGAUGUAUGCGUGGUGGAACGAAUGUAAAGACUUGUUUUUAAUUUUGAAAAAGUGAAAUUUUUUUUGUAAUUCUGAUAAAUUAGGUCCAUAUUUUAUAUUUAGGUACCUGUUGAUUGGUAACGAAACCUACCCUCUUAUUUAUUUUUCAUCAAAUAUGAGUGUAUGAUGAAAUGUUCAUUUCUUAAUGGUUCAUUAUUGUUUAUAGUUUCAUUUAUUUACAUUGUUUGGAUUGUACACUUGUAUUUGAUAACGUUAUAAGAUGAAUUUUUCAAUAAAAUUUAUUGAGUAA
Molecule: messenger RNA, 2415 nt
Organism: Coccinella septempunctata (seven-spotted ladybird)
Lineage: Eukaryota; Metazoa; Arthropoda; Insecta; Coleoptera; Coccinellidae
Gene: Hsc70-3
Product: endoplasmic reticulum chaperone BiP
Exons: 5
Coding region: 101-2080 (659 amino acids)
Biological process (GO): cellular response to unfolded protein; protein refolding; endoplasmic reticulum unfolded protein response
Cellular component (GO): cytoplasm; membrane; endoplasmic reticulum chaperone complex
Molecular function (GO): misfolded protein binding; heat shock protein binding; ATP binding
Source: RefSeq, a predicted model, not a curated record